GGCGGGGCUACGGGGGAGUUGCCUGGCGACAGUGACGUCCCGUCGAGGGGAGUGGGGAGGAGGAGACAAGGAAGUUCCCGUAGUUUGUCUCAAGUUGUACCGUCGUCGCCAUGGGGGCCUCUGGCAGCCGCCUACCCCGAGACCUCCUGGGGGAGUACCAGGAGCUGACCUUCUUGACUAAGCAAGAGAUCCUGCUGGCCCACAAGCGAUUCAGUGAACUGCUGCCCAAGGAGGACCGGGAUCAGGCUUUCACCACAAGGAUCCCCAAGAGCAAGAUCUUGAUGCUGCCUGAGCUGCGGGCAAACCCCUUCCGGCACCGCAUUUGCCAUGUCUUCUCUACCACGGAUGACAGGGAAGGCGGCCUGUCCUUUGAGGACUUUCUGGACAUGCUGAGCGUCUUCAGCGACUCUGCAACACCAGAGAUCAAAUCGCAUUAUGCCUUCCGCAUCUUUGAUUUUGAUGAUGAUGGAACUCUUGACAAGAAGGAUUUGGAGAACCUGGUGAAUUGCCUGACGGGGGAAGGCGAGGACAGCAGGCUGAGUGCCAUGGAGAUGGACCAGCUCAUUCAGAACAUCUUGGAGGAGUCCGAUAUUGACAAAGAUGGGACCAUCAACCUCUCCGAGUUCCAGCACAUAAUUUCCCGCUCCCCAGACUUCACCAGUUCCUUCAAAAUUGUGCUCUGAUUCCUCCCUACUUCUCCCUCCUGCUGGAAGAUGCCUCCAUCUCUCUACAGAGGGAACAAACCACCUCUUUCUAGCCGCCCGAGGACAGCUGUGCCAAGGGGAAGAUCCUGCCUUGCAACCCCACCCAAGCUCUAGGUCUGGACAGCAACCAGGCUCUUGACAGGGUGGGGUGUCUUUGAGCCUCAUCCCCCCUACUGCUGUUCUUGGAGAGUUGGGUGUGGAGCAAGGCAUGCUGGGAGCCAUGGUCUGUAUGAAUUCUUGCUUUAUGGCAGCCUGGGACAGGGAAGACCUUGGCUGAGUGCUGAGCACUGGACUCUUCUCACCUGCAGCAGAAAAGUCACACUCCAAGGAGGUUUCUAUCCUGGGCGAUGACGAUCAUUGUUCCCCGGUGCUGCUGUACCUACACUGACAUUCCCACCGACUCUGUGCCUUUGCUGCAGCAAGGGCUGCCUCCAACUCUGCCUGUCUCUUUGUGGGCCCUGGACUGGCUUUCGCACCCUGGCAAAUGGACAGCAGCUCCUAACAAUUGCCCACUCCUUUGCAAACUCUUUCCAGCUUCUCACCUUCCCCACUUGGAGAUCAGCUGUCAGGAGAGCAGUUGGUGUAAAGACAAGUGCAGUCACCACUUCUGGCCCACUUGUGAUAUUGGCAGGUUGGGGUGGGGGGUUGGAUCUGAAUUUUCUGGCCAGUUAUUUGAGCUGGCGGGGGGGGGGGGUUGUGGAUGCACUUGCAAUCCAGAGGCUGGUGGUUGUUUCCAAAAGCCUUAAAUACCCACCCUCUUUUUACAAAACCUGUUGUGAUCUUGUCUGCUACUAAUAAAACUCAGCACCUGUAA
This is a messenger RNA of Zootoca vivipara (common lizard), 1518 nucleotides long. RefSeq names its product calcium and integrin binding 1 (gene CIB1). The record is from RefSeq and is a predicted model, not a curated record. Gene Ontology annotation, molecular function: calcium ion binding; magnesium ion binding. NCBI's taxonomy places the organism in Eukaryota, Metazoa, Chordata, Lepidosauria, Squamata, Lacertidae.